CUGCGCACGCGCGGCUGGAGGCUUGAUGCCCAUGGAGCUGGUUUAGCAGAGCCGGCCACGCCGGGAGCUUCCGAGAUGAGCGCGGUCGAGGCCGACCGCUGGGCGUGGCUGCUGGUGCUCAGCUUCGUGUUUGGGUGCAAUGUACUCAGGAUCCUCCUCCCGUCCUUCUCCUCCUUCGUGCCGUGGGUGUCGAUUUGGGGAUGUACACUCAUCCCUCGGGGCCAGUCCCUGAGGAAUUCUCAGUCCCCUACGAGGUCGCUCGUGGACCUCCCUGCCCCAGUGCGAGUGUGGUGCCUUCGCUCCCUCCUCACUCUCCUGGGACCCUCACCUGUUCCGAUGUCCAGGGUGCUGCAGAAGGACGCGGAGCAGGAGUCGCAGAUGCGAGCAGAGAUCCAGGGUAUGAAGCAGGAGCUGUCCACCGUCAACAUGAUGGACGAGUUCGCCAGAUAUGCCCGGCUGGAGCGGAAGAUCAACAAGAUGACCGAUAAGCUCAAAACGCACGUGAAAGCACGGACAGCUCAGUUGGCCAAGAUAAAAUGGGUUAUAAGUGUUGCUUUCUACGUAUUGCAAGCCGCCUUGAUGGUCUCACUCAUUUGGAAGUACUAUUCUGUCCCUGUGGCCGUGGUGCCGAGUAAGUGGAUAACUCCGCUAGACCGCCUGGUAGCGUUUCCGACCAGGGUAGCAGGUGGUGUUGGAAUUACCUGUUGGAUUUUAGUCUGUAACAAAGUUGUGGCUAUUGUGCUUCACCCUUUCAGCUGAAAAAGAAGAUGAAUUCGGCUACAGCACUUUCAAAAACGAAUUUUCACUUAGGAGGUUACAAAUCUGAUAAGCAACUGUUUUAUUGUUUUUUUGUUGUUCUUUUUUAAAAGCAACACAAGCCACAGGUUAGUUGUUGUUGUUGAACGUGUUUGUUCUUGGACUUCAUGUUGAGAUUCUUAGAAGAAUCACAGUUUUUGUACGUUUGUCAUGAGCCGUGAAGGUCAGUCUCACAUGUGUGUACCAGCCAGCAUCGCACCAGAUUUGUGAUAAGAAGUGUGUGACAUUAUGGGCUACAUGUUGUUACUUGUGAUUUGCACUCUCGUCGUGUUUUAAAGUCACAUUGCCAACUGGAAAGUCAAGCUUUUCUGAUAGCUUAAGUACUUUAAAGAUUUUGUGCUAUUUUUAAUCCAGAUUAGAAAGUAACUUAAUUUUAAUACCGCUACUAGAAUUUGAAAUUUUGUUUUUUAAUCUCAUGCAAUACUGCUGGGAGAAUAACACUAAUUGACAUUGUGCCUUUCUUUUCCUCUGUUUAAAAUGUCAUUUGUUGGGCAAGCCUUUGGAAAGAGUAUUAUUAUCCACUUAUUUGAAGCUGUUAAACACUUUUCAUUACUCUGUUUUAUAAAUGUAUUCAUGAGCCCAUAAUGCGUUGUUUUGUGCUUGAACUGUGUGUUUUAUAUUUAAAGUAUUUCAAAUGAAGGGUAUUUUUAAAGCAUUUAAUAUUUAUGUUCUGUAGAAUGGAACAAAGCUAAACAAGCUGGGAAGCCUGGUUGAAUUAAUUUGAAUGGCUACAUGUUUGUCCCAUCAAGUAUAAUUCUGCUAAAUAUUUUUAAAAACACUUUUUUUCUAAUUAAAAUUUUUGCAAGC
This is a messenger RNA of Hippopotamus amphibius kiboko, 1623 nucleotides long. It is a transcript of the gene GET1, whose product is annotated as guided entry of tail-anchored proteins factor 1. The transcript has 6 exons. The record is from RefSeq and is a predicted model, not a curated record. The coding region runs from base 76 to 759 and encodes 227 amino acids. Gene Ontology annotation, biological process: tail-anchored membrane protein insertion into ER membrane. Lineage: Eukaryota; Metazoa; Chordata; Mammalia; Artiodactyla; Hippopotamidae.